Molecule: messenger RNA, 1298 nt
Organism: Ochotona princeps (American pika)
Lineage: Eukaryota; Metazoa; Chordata; Mammalia; Lagomorpha; Ochotonidae
Gene: RD3
Product: RD3 regulator of GUCY2D
Exons: 2
Coding region: 1-588 (195 amino acids)
Source: RefSeq, a predicted model, not a curated record
AUGUCCCUCCUCGCGUGGCUGGGGUGGAGUGAGGCCCCUUCGCGCCUGUCGUCACGGAGCCCGGCUGACAUGGUGCUGGAGACGCUCAUGAUGGAGCUGGCGGGGCAGAUGCGUGAGGCCGAGAAGCAGCAGCGCGAGCGCAGGCAGGCGGUACGCAAGGUGUGCACGGGCGUGGACUACAGCUGGCUGGCCAGCGCACCGCGGCCCUCCUAUGACCUCAGCCCCGGCGAGCGGCUGCAGCUGGAGGACGUGUGCGCCAAGAUCCACCCGUCCUACUGCGGACCCGCCAUCCUCCGGUUCCGCCAGCUGCUGGCCGAGCGGGAGCCUGAAGUGCAGGAGGUGGCCCGGCUGUUCCGCACCGUGCUGCAGGAGGUCCUGGAGAGAAUGAAGCAGGAGGAGGAGGCCCAUAGGCUGACCCGCCAGUGGAGCCUGCGUCCACGCGGCAAUCUGGGUACCUUCAAGACGCGCGCGCGCAUCGCCCCCUUCGCCAGCGACAUCCGCACCAUUUCGGAGGACGUGGAGCGCGACGCGCCGCCACCGCCCCGCACCUGGAGCAUGCCUGAGUUCCGGGAUCCCAAAGCCGACUGACUGGAAGACCCUAGAGGGCUUCCUCCUAGACACCGUGAGGUGGAGCAACCUGGGCCCUCUCCAGGGGCACUUCCUCCGGAUCCUUACCCAUCUUCCAGUCCUGCCUUGUUUGACAAGCCCUGGCGCCUCACCCCAAUUUCAGGACUGUGCCGCUCACCUCCUCCCCUCCCCAGGGACCUGUGGGAUGGUGUCCCUUCUCUGCGGGUAACUUGGCUGAUCCUCUACUGUAGGUGGUUCCAGCCCCGUAGGCCCGCAGGGCUGAGAGGGAUCCUGGCAACUGUGGGAUCCACUGUCCGCACCUAGGGAACAGAGAAACCGAGCCAAGGACAUGUUCCUCCAGCUGCACCCGGCAGGACGAGGUGGAUCCUGUACCCACAGUCUCCACCCCAGGCUUUGAAGCCAGCUGUGCUGGGACAAGUCAGCCCUGCCAAGGGGUGGAGGGCUGAUGGGGUGGAGCCAACCUGCCCACUGUCCCACCCACAGCCUCAUCUCCUGGGCUCUGACCAGCCCCCCAGGUUCUUCCCAGCCACCUUCUAGACCUGCUGUGCUAGACGCCUGACUCUGUGCUCCAAGGCUGCCCCUCUCUUUGGUCACAUUUGCUCUCUGGCUUUCUACAGAAAGCGAUGCCCAAACCUCUAACUGACCUUGUAGCUGGGUGAAAUGUUCUAUAAAUGGAUCCUACGAGCACCGCAGAUCCUUCAUUUUCUUUC